Molecule: messenger RNA, 5337 nt
Organism: Manis javanica (Malayan pangolin)
Lineage: Eukaryota; Metazoa; Chordata; Mammalia; Pholidota; Manidae
Gene: C3H3orf80
Product: chromosome 3 C3orf80 homolog
Source: RefSeq, a predicted model, not a curated record
GCUCCGGCCGCAGGUAGCGGCGGCACUGGAGGCGGCGCGCGGGGCCCGAGCGGAGCGCCCGGGGCGGGGCCGACGGACGCGCGGACAGACGGAUCCCCCGGCCCCCCGCCCCGGACAGGAGCGACGGGCUGCGCCGGCCAUGUGGGGCCCCGCGGUCACGGCCGAGGGCCUGUCGGUGGCGCCGCCGCCGCUGCCGCCGCUGCUGCUCCUGCUGGCGCUGGCGGCGCCCUCGCGGGGCGGCGGGGGCUGCGCCGAGCUGGCGUGCGGCGAGCGGGAGCGCUGCUGCGACGCGGCCAACGCCACCGCGGUGCGCUGCUGCAAGCUGCCGCUGCACGCCUUCCUCGACAACGUGGGCUGGUUCGUCCGCAAGCUGUCCGGGCUGCUCAUCCUGCUCGUGCUCUUCGCCAUCGGCUACUUCCUGCAGCGCAUCAUCUGCCCCAGUCCACGCAGGUACCCGCGCGGGCAGGCGCGGCCCGGGCCGCCGGGGGCCGCGGGGCCGCCCGACGACGACGACGACACCUCGCCCGCGCUACUGCGCGACGAGGCGGCCGCGGGUUCCCAGGACUCGCUGCUGGACAGUGGCGGCGGCGGCGGGGGCCGGGGCGGGCGCUCGGCCCCACCCUGCGCUUCGGAGCACGAGCUGCGCGUAGUCUCGCCGGUCUUCCUGCAGCUGCCCAGCUACGAGGAAGUCAAGUACCUGCCAACCUAUGAGGAGUCCAUGCGACUACAGCACCUCAGCCCCGGGGAGGUCGUGCUGCCCGUGUCGGUGCUCGGCCACCCGCGAGGCGGCGGCUCCGGGGAGUCCGACGGCGGCGAGGGCCGCUUCCCGCUCAUAUGAGCGCCCGCGGCCGCUCGAGGACCGCGCGACGGGACGGGGCUGGGGGCUGCGUGUGGGACGCCACGGUCGGGGCGGCGGCGGCAGCCACCAACUGCCUCAGGCCCCGCCUGGCAACCGGGCCUAAUCGCCCUGCGACUGGGUUGGGGUCAUCCUCCCACCCCCUCCAACGUCCGCUUUCCCGGGAUCUUAAGUUUCCCUACGUUUAAGACGGUUCAAGGAAACAUUAAGCACGCGCGGCGCGGGCAACAGAGCGCACGAGCCCGGAGCGCAACUUUGAAGGACGUGCCCACCCUCAGCCUCGCCUCGGAUUGUGUUCACCCACUCGUAAGUGCCUGCUUCCCGAAUCAAAGAGAACACGUGAGCCCCUGAGAGCGUCGGGAGAAGGGCAGUAACCUUUAGGGGACGAGGGGGAAAGGACGCAGUUCCACUCUGUUCCCUCUCCCCUGCACAGGUCGCGGCCCCCCAGGAUGGGCGGAGGGCGAGGCGCCGGAGGGGCGAGCCGCCACUGGACACUGGAGCGCUCAGGUCUGGGAGAGCAGCACCUCGGUGUGAUCGAAUCCCUCCUGGCGGAUAACCCAAACACCCCUUCUGUGUCUUCCUAGCCAAGCGCAGUCACAGCUGAUGGCUCACUUCGGUGGGGGUCGCCCGUGAUAGCUGGUUAGCUGCUGUACCAAUUCAAGAUACAGCAAUUAUGUAUAUCCAAGACCAUACUGGUAAUAAAAUACAGUUGGGCUUUUGAUUUUUCAAUAACUGAGAAGAUAUUUAUAUUUAUUUGUCUUUUAUUUUUAUAUUUUUACCAUGGAUUGAACACCUCAGGAGGGUAUUUCUUCAACUAAUGAUAAGAAUUCACUUGUAAUUUUGUGGCAAAAAUUUGUGCUUGCCAUCAAACUAAAGAUGAUCGUUUCUUUUGCCUCUUCAAUUUAUGAGCUCUCUGAUACCUGCCAAGUCUUCCACAGGAGCUGCCUUUUCUUCAGGUGUUUUCAGGAGUUUCUAAAGUUAGAGUUUCUACAGUUUCUGGAUUCUGCUUUGGAAUACUCCUAAGCUUUUUGUGGACACAAAAUUUUACUUUAAUAAACAUCUGCAAUCUACUUAUGAUUAAUAAUCCCACAAGUUAAUUCCUAAAAUUUGUCUUACUGUGUUUGAGUUCUGGCAAUUCACUUCAAUAAGUUAAAUAUCAUUUCCAGCAUGAUCCGAUUUAAAAUUUGGUAGCAAUUGACUUGGUAGCCUUUCUUCCAAAGAAUAAAAUAUAAACACAUGUAAAAUUUUAGAUUUAAGCUUGGCAGUUGCAGUGGGGGUGACACUUUUCAUUUGCUAUCAUGAUGAUUAUAAUGGCAAUGAUAAUUCAUUGAAUGAAUGCUUACAUGUGCCAGGCACUGUGCUGGGCAUUUUACGUAUAUUAUCUCAUUUAAAAUUCACCACAGGUAAAGCUAAGGCAUAUAAGUCCCACUUUGCAGGUGAGAAAAGUGCAACCCAGGAAGAUUGCAUAAUAUGCCCAAAGUCGUGUGACUGAUGACCUGGUCACCAGAAGAUCCAGGGGCAGAUCCACUGACUCAAGAGCUGGCACUCUUAACCACGGAACUUUUCAAUAUUCCAUUAAUUUAGCCUCACAGACUAUCUUAACAUUAGAGCUGUGGCUGAAGCUGCAUAGGUCACAUUAGCAUUACUUUUUACUUUUUCACAGAUGAAAUAAGGUAACUUUUGUUAUUUGCUGUUUAAGGAGCUGUUAUUAAAAAUACAACAGAAUCUGGGCUGGGAACCUUUAAUGACUCAAACAUUAUUUGUGGGAAUGAAGAAAUGUUACCUAGGUAAAACCGGAAAUGGUCAACAAAAACAACUCAGAUAAUGGUUUUUUCCAUUUCAUUCAGCCAAUUUCUUCAGCUCCAAGUGUGCCUCCUUCCUGGUCUGACUUCAUUAACUUUUAAAUUCGAAAAACAUUUCUUUAAAAUAGAUGGUAAAUCUUGUCCAAUACUUUUAAAAAGAAACAAAAUAGUUUUCAUACUCUCAGCAUAAAAAUUAGAACCAGAGCUUAACCUUACAACUAAUACUCAAUGCCAGUAAUAUUGAAGCAAGGACAAAAAUAGCUUCUUACAUUAAGAUUGCUUAUUUCUUGUGUUGUUAGGACUUCAUAUGGAACGAUGUAGAGGUUUAGAGCUGGGCUGUCUGGGUCAAUCUCUGGACUCUAGACUUACUAGUUAGGUGACGAUAAACGAGCUGCUUAACUUAUCUAAGCCCGUUUUCUCAGUUGUAAAGUGGGGAGAGUACCUGAGAUGGUUGUGAUGCGUCUUAAGGUUAUGUACAGAAAGCUCUUAACACCAUCCCUGGGACAAAAAAAAAUGAAUUUUAAGUGCCAUUGUAUACACAUUGGUUGACACUGGGUUCUUGUGUGAAAUUCAGAUAAAUUUGUGGAAUGUCAAAAAAUUUUCCAGUUAAUCCCAGGCAUAUUAAUGAUUUGAAUUAAGAAUAGAAACCCUGUUGUGAAAAACAAAGAUUAACUUUAUUUAAAAAAGAAAACCUGUCAGCCGGUCUUAAUGGGGAGUUGGGGGUUGAGAGUGUGACAUCUUGGUGUGAGGAGCAAGUGCACUGGGAGAAAGGUAGGAAGAGCUGGAAAGAUAGGCCAUCGGAGUAGGAGGUUGGGACACUAGAUCUUGAGAUUUCGAGAUGAGGUGAGGACAAGGCUGGAGCAGUGGCCUUGAAUGUGGGUCCUGGAGAAUGGCCUUCAGGGCUGUAGGAGCAGAGAAGGGUACAAGCUUCUGGAGGAAUGGAAGGUAAGGCAGCAUUAUUUACAAUAGCCAAGACAUGGAAACAACCUAAGUGUCCAUCAACAGAUGAAUGAAUAAAGAUGUGAUAUACACAUGUGCACACACAGGAAUAUUAUUCAGCCAUAAAAAAGAAGGAAAUCCUGCCAUGUGUGACAGUAUAGAUGGGCCUUUAGAACAUUGUAAUAACUGAAAUAGUUUGGGCAGAGAAAGACAAAUACUUGUGGUCUCACUUAUAUGAGGAAUCUGAAAAAGUGGAACUCAUGGAUAGGGUGAACAGAUUGUUGAUUGCCAGUGUUAAGGAGCUGGGCAGGAUUGGGGGGUGCAGAAUGAAAUGGGUGAAGGUGGUCAAAGGAAACAAAAUUUCAGUUAUAAAAAUAAAUAUGUCCUGAGCGAUCUAAUGUACAACAUGGUGACUAUAGUUAACAAUAUUAUAUAUUUGAAAGCUGCUAAGAGUAAAUCUUAAAAGUUCUCAUCAUAAAAAAGAAAAACUUUGUGACUAUAUGUUAGACUUAUUCGAUGAUCACUUCACUAUAUAUAUACAUAUAUAUGUAUCAAAUCAUUAUGUUGUACACCUAAAACUAAUACAAUGUUAUAUGUCAAUUAUAUCUCAAUUUUAAAACAAGGAGGCUCCUCUCUCUGAGGUCGUCCGCACUUUCUAAGUGUGUAACCUUUUAAUCUUAAACUUUGUCUCUCCAAACCUUUCAAGGCGACUCUCCUUGCUGAGGCUGCCUGCUGCACUUCCCUCUUUAAGUAACUAAAUAAAACUUUCACUCUGCUUCAAAAAAAAAAAGGAAUGCUUUCCAAGAAGCAGUGGACAGUAAAGAUUCUGGGGCUAAGUUAGCCACACCAGAUCCACUGCUUUCUAAGGCUGUGAUUUCAGUUGAGUUACUUAACCUCUCUCUGCCUCAGUUUCUUCUUACAAAAAGGUAAGACAUCAGAGGGUAAAGCUCUUAGAUAGAGCCUGGCACCCACUAACGACUAUAUAUGAGGUGGUUGGCAGUAUCACUGCAAAUGGAUUUGAGAGACAGGAAAGGUCAGUGCUGGCUUGGAGGCUAUGAAAAAGUUUCUUAGAGUGAGUUUGGGAUCCCCUAAAUUCCAGAAUGUAUCAAAGCAGACUUUUUGUGCUUAUCAAAAGCCUCAAAAUGUACAUAGCCUUGAUUCAGCAGUUUCCCCACUGGAAAGAAUCAAGAUUCUGUGCAAAGAUUUGGUUACAGGCAACCUUUGAAUAACUGCUGUGAUGGUGACAUAUUGAAAACUGCUCACUUAUCCAAUAACAAGAUACUGAUUAAAUACAUUCUGCUCCAUCACCCAAAGGCACAUUCUGCAGCCUUUAAAAUGAUGUGAUAAAAACACUUAUUAAGAUAGAAAAAUGUUUAUGAUAUGUCACUAAGUGAAAAGAAUCAGUAAUAAAACCAUAUUACAAUAUAAACACACUGGAGAAAAUACAGUUUAAAAAAUCCAUAUUUUUAAAAUUGAAACAUAGUUGAUACAUAAUUUAUAUUGAUUUUAGGUAUUCAAUAUAGUGAUUGGACAGCUAUCUACAUUAUUAAAUGCUUACCCCAACUAGAGUAGUUACUAUCUGUCAACAUAAAAAAAUGUUAGAGAAUCAUUGACUAUAUUCUUUAUGCUGUACUUUCAUCCAUGUGACUAAAGUAUUUUAUAAUUGGCUGUUUGUACUUCUUUAUCCCCUUCAUGCCACUACAUUGAGAUACUCCAAUAAAUGUAUAGAACUCUCCAGUC